AUGGCUCUUUGGCCAUUUCGACGCAAGAGCGUUCGCAAACGCUCCAGGAGUGGCGCUGCUCUCUCCGACAACGAAGCUGCGCCGGUUCGCAGUCAGGCCGAUGCUGCCCUCGCUAAGACCGCAUCCAAAAAGGCACGGACGGAACCGGCAAAACUUCAGCGACGACAACGAACAUACAGUUUUUCACCCGGUCGCCAUGAUUCUAUACUUAUCGACCGGGCACGGCGCAAUGCCGAAGUGGCAAGCCAGCCAAGACCGAACUCAGACGGCGAACAUGCAUCAGGAGUAGCCUGGAAACGCACGCCAACUUUGCAUCCUACAAGGCGAAAGAGCAGCAAGCGAAGACGCGAUGACCACGACAGAGAGGCCGAAAUCAAGGCCAUGAGCGCCUACAUGCCGGCGCGGGCGGCUGCGGACGCUCAGGCUCGCUCCAACUCCAAGCGUGGUAUGAAAAGGGCCAAAACUGGUGGUCUAGACCAUGGCCCUGCACCAGCAUCCCAGGUCUCCUUGCCGUACCCUGAUUCUGUACCAUCGGUCAUGUCGGCAGAUUCAGAUUUCAUUUCCUACAAAAUUUCGGCUCUGGACUCACUGGCCCCACGGCCCACCCUGAAAUAUACUCCAAGCACGAGACGUACACCAUCGAGAGGGGCCGCUCCAGGUGCAACAGACUCGCUCAAGAAACCGCUUGGCGGACGACAACCUAUACAGGAAGAUGAGCUUGAUUCGCUGAAACGCAUGGAAGACCUUGCCAAUGAUCUCGACGCGAAGGACUUGCGAGAGUUGAUGGAGAGAGAUACUCGUCGGAGAGAACGAAGACGACAGCAGGAUCAGGAACGAACGGCGCGGAGGUUAGCACGCAGAGCGGAAAGACAUCGCAAAGAUAAUGCGGAGGCACAGAAAGCAGGUACACCGCCGCCCGAGAACUUGGAACGAGGCGUUCUGGGUCGCGAAUUGGUCGGGCUGGGUAUUGAGCCCGCGUCAACCGUGGUCACAUCCUCCAAGAGACGAGAUGUGGACACACUGCCUGAUGCUCCCACCCAGAUCGAGGAUAACGUCCAGCCCACAAAGCCGUUAGAGUCGUUCCACCGCCCAGAAACGUCUCCUCAGGAUGAGGCUUCUCCCCAGGAGCAAACGCCGUCAACACGGCCAAAGAUUGCGGAACCCCCGAAGCCGGGUUCUGCUUUCCCCCAGGGAUCAAGGCUGGCUGGCAUACUGCGUUCCAAGAAGUCGAGAUCGAAGUCAACGCUAGGCUCUGACAAAGACCAAGCCGCAGACGGUGAAUCCUGCCGCAAGAAUUCCGAAGGCAGCACCAAGACCGGUAGCCGGUUCUCUUUCUCUUCGCUGUUGAAAUGGGGAAGCAGGAGCCAGAGGUACUCCGGCCCGUCGUCUUUCUCCAAUACCUCACGCGAGGAGAUGCACGCCGGUGCAACUACUCAGAACCCAGCACAAGCUGAAGCGUUGGCUAGGUUGCAGGGCGAAGAUAUGUCCAACUCAGCCAAUUAUUUGGCCGCCAGGUCGGGUGCCGGUGUCCCCAAACGAACCAAGUCGAGAUUUCGGGAAGACUUGCCGGAAUUCCCUAUAUCACCACCAGACUCAAGAGUACAGUCCCCCGAAGCUGACUCCCUGCUCCCCGUGCCUGCAGCGAAAUCGCAUGAAAUGGAUUCAAGACCAAAGCCUCCGUCACGGCAUGAUACCCCGUCCUCGAUAGAACGACCUCAGAACGCGCAACCGGUCGAGCCACACCAAUCUACAUCCCUGGCUUCGAUAGACUCUGAGGGAUCGUGGCUUAGCGGCCGCGUAGGUAGCAUGAGGACGUCGGUGAAGCGAGACAGCUUGAUGAGAAGCAACCGUCGUGGGAACGCACCGUCAGGUUCUCCUACGAAUUCGACCCAAGAGGACCUGGCCAUGACCGACGAUGAAUGCCUUUCGCGGCUGGUGCCAGACCGAAAUUGGGGCGCAAUAGCCAGUGGAUGUCGCUCAGGUGAAGGACGCGCUAGCAGCGAUGCGGGAGAGUCAGUUUCCACGACUGACAAUGUACAGUGGGGAAGUGUUGGUGCCAAACCCGAGGUCGUACAGUUUCAUAGCCACAACAGGGAGACCAUACGCAGCCAGCAUGUGCUGUUGAACAUUGACUCGGGGGAUGAGGAGGAUGAUGCGAUGCUCACACCAAGCAGGCCGACAUGA
This is a messenger RNA of Metarhizium album ARSEF 1941, 2184 nucleotides long. RefSeq lists its product as uncharacterized. The transcript has a single exon. Bases 1 to 2184 code for a protein of 727 amino acids. NCBI's taxonomy places the organism in Eukaryota, Fungi, Ascomycota, Sordariomycetes, Hypocreales, Clavicipitaceae. The record is from RefSeq and is a predicted model, not a curated record.